AUGCACACUCUAACAAGAUCAUCCUUAGAAACUGUAGGGCGUUGCAGAUCGAUUUCAAAGGAGUGGAAUCGAGUCACAUACGAAUCAAGCUUCCAUCAACUACUUUGCGAGAGAACUGACAUAGUUUCUGGAUUUUUCAUUCAAAGCCUAGUUGACUCCCAACACUCAUCCACGUUUGUGUCGCUGGUUAAUAAUGUCAACUUCACCUCGGCACUGUCAUUGGAUUUUCUAAACAUUCCUGUCCGAAUUGAAGCUGUGAAUCAAGGUCUACUCGUGUGUGUCAACCAGAACAAGAGGUAUUUGGUUUGUAAGCCUACUACGAAACAGUGGGUAAAGAUACCGAAUCCAAAAACCAAGUACGAGACUGCAAGCACUGCCCUGCUCGUGUUGAAGUCGAAGCCUUUGAAAUACAAGGUGAUUCGAUUCUCGGAACUCAAGGUAUUAGUCAAGCACAACUCUGAAUGGUGGCGCCAUCUUAGGUGCGAGAUUUUUGAUUCCGUCACAUGGGCAUGGAAGCGGUCAAAGGAUGUGAUUCUACCUUCUAAUGUUUUCUUUGCAAGUAAACAAAAUUCUGUUGUGGCAGCAAAUGGUGGUCUCCAUUGGCUUCUGUCAAGUAACCAAGUAUUUGCUUUCUAUGAAGAUGCAGAGAAUUGGGAAAUGUUCUCAUUGCCACCCUUGGCAAUCGAUAAUGCAGGUUACAACUCCAAGCUACUACUUGUGGAGUACAAAGGUCAGCUUGCGUUGAUUCGGAGUGGAGAAGAAUUCAUGGACAUGUGGGUGAUGGAAAAUUAUGCCAGAAAGUCAUGGAGCCAGAGGCGGCCAUGGAACAUCAACAAACUCAGGGGAGAAGAAACCUACUAUAUUUCUCCAUUAGCUUUCCAUAAUGGUGAUCGACACUGCACUUAUGGAAGGUUUUCACAAAGUUAUCUUCCAUAA
This is a messenger RNA of Rosa rugosa (rugosa rose), 936 nucleotides long. RefSeq names its product F-box protein At5g49610-like. The record is from RefSeq and is a predicted model, not a curated record. NCBI's taxonomy places the organism in Eukaryota, Viridiplantae, Streptophyta, Magnoliopsida, Rosales, Rosaceae. The coding region runs from base 1 to 936 and encodes 311 amino acids. The transcript has a single exon.